UGGCGCGCGCUCCCGGCUAGUGGGGCGGCGCGCGGGCACGGGGCUCGCUCCCGAGAGGGCAGGUGGGGGCUGGGAGCGGGCGCUAGGGUUGUGGUGGCCGGAGGCGCCUGGGCCGCGAGGUCGACGCCUGUGGCUGCGGCGGCCGAGGCCAAAGGACCCGCCGCGGCUCGGUCUCCAGAGAGGGAGGGCUCCGCUGCCGCCGCCGCCCGGCCGGUGCCCGGUCAAAUCAGUCUAGAGAAUCGAUGGAAUUUGCCCCAAGUGUUGCACCCAGCAAGCUGGCAGUAAGGACCCGGGUACUGGCGGAUGGGGAUGGCGGUUCUCACUCUCUGUGCGUGAAGGCCAGAAGCCAGGGAGCCUGAAGUGACUGGAUUUUCCUGACACCUCUACAGCCCCGUCCCCUCCCGGCUGAGGUAGCGCCAGCCCCACUUCAGGCACAAGGACAGAGCCCCUGGACUGCCAGGUUCCCGACCAGGGAGGAGGAGGAGGAAGAGAACUCCAUCUGCUGGGGCCUGAGUGUGGCCUAGGGGACAGGCCAUCGUCCCAGAAUGCCCCUGCCGGAGCCCAGCGAGCAGGAGGGUGAGAGUGUGAAGGCUGGCCAGGAGCCAUCCCCGGAGUCCCCUGAGCCAGGCACAGAUGUCAUUCUUGUAGUCCCCACAAAGCCCAAAGAGUUCUCCAAACUGGUCCUGCUGACGGCCUCCACGGAGAACGUGGAUGGGGUGGACUCCCAGCCCAAAGGAGGGCACUGUGGCAUGUCCCUGGAGAUGUCUGGUCCUGACGCACUGGCCAGGACCCCCCAGAUCCUGCCAGUGGAGGAGCAAGUGGGGGCAGUCCAGCCAACCCCCCAGGCCCCUGAGCAGACAUGCAGCAAGCCAGAUACAGCAGCCCCCAAGCCCCUGGAGUUCCUGAGGACCCCAUUCGGGGGCCGCCUCCUGGUGCUCGAGUGCUUCCUGUACAAGCAGGAGAAGGCAGUGGGGGACAAGGUCUACUGGAAGUGCCGUGAACACUGUGAGCUGGGCUGCCGGGGCCGGGCCAUCACCCGAGGCCCACGGGCCACAGUGAUGCGGGGCCACUGCCACCCGCCCGACGAGGAGGGUCUGGAGGCGCGGCGCCGGAGACAGAAGCUGCCUGGCCCAGCCCUGCCUGAAGGCUUCGGGGUUCCGGAGGGCCCUCGGGGCCGAGUGGAAGAGCCGCUGGAAGGGGUGGGCCCAUGGCUGUGCCCUGAGGAGCCAGAGCCCACCCCCGGAUUGGUGCUGAGCAAGCCGGCCGCAGAGGAGGAUGAGGGGCUGCGAGCCCUGUCACUGCUGAGCUUGCCCCCCAAGAAACGCCCGACACUGGGGAUUGGAGAACCCCGGCCCCUGGAAUUCCUGAGGACGUGCUAUGGGGGCAGCUUCCUGGUGCACCAGUCCUUCCUCUACAAGCGGGAGAAGGCCGUGGGGGACAAGGUCUACUGGACGUGCCGGGACCAUGCACUGCACAGCUGCCGCAGCCGGGCCAUCACCCAGGGCCAGCGGGUGACCGUGAUGCGGGGCCACUGCCACCCGCCUGAUGUGGAGGGCCUGGAAGCCCGGCGGCAGCAAGAGAAAGCCAUGGAAACACUGCAGGCCAGGCCUGGUGGGCCUGGGGGCCAAGUGGACAAGCUGCUCCAAGGCGUGGAUGGCCGGCUCUCCCGCAGGGGGCCGGGGACUCUGACUCUCACCAGAGCCCGGCCUAGGAAGCGCACAAAAGUCCUUCCGGCCCAGCCCCAGGCCCUGCAGGGAUACCGCACUGAGGACCGGGACGAGGACCCCGGAGGCCCUGAAUUCUUGAGGACCCCUCUGGGGGGCAGCUUCCUGGUGUACGAGUCCUUCCUCUACAGGAGGGAGAAGGCGGCCGGGGAGAAGGUGUACUGGACGUGCCGGGACCAGGCCCGCAUGGGCUGCCGCAGCCGGGCCAUCACGCAGGGCCAGCGGGUGACUGUGAUGCGUGGCCACUGCCACCCGCCCGACCUGGGGGGCCUGGAGGCCCUGAGGCAGCGGGAGAAACGCCCGGGUGCGGCUCAGCGGGGGAGCCCAGGAGGCCCUGAGUUCCUGAGGACCCCUCUGGGGGGCAGCUUCCUGGUGUACGAGUCCUUCCUCUACAGGAGGGAGAAGGCGGCCGGGGAGAAGGUGUACUGGACGUGCCGGGACCAGGCCCGCAUGGGCUGCCGCAGCCGGGCCAUCACGCAGGGCCAGCGGGUGAUGGUGAUGCGUAGGCAUUGCCACCCGCCCGACCUGGGGGGCCUGGAGGCCCUGAGGCAGCGGGAGCGGCUCCCCAGCCCGGCCCAGAGGGAAGGCUCAGGAACCCUCCGGCCGCUGGAGUUCCUGAGGACGUCCCUCGGGGGCAGGUUCCUGGUGUACGAGUCCUUCCUCUACAGGAAGGAGAAGGCGGCCGGGGAGAAGGUGUACUGGAUGUGCCGGGACCAGGCCAGGCUGGGCUGCCGCAGCCGGGCCAUCACGCAGGGCCAGCUGGUGACGGUGAUGCGUAGCCACUGCCACCUGCCCGACCUGGCGGGCCUGGAGGCCCUGAGGCAGCGGGAGCGGCUCCCCAGCGUGGCCCAGCAGGAGGACCCAGAGAAGAUGAAACUUCCGCCGGAAGCGCAGCUGUGCGUCCAGCCUGGCUCUCUGGAAAGCCGGCAGAUGUCUGGCGCUGGGGGCCUUCACGUUCCCUCGAGGGUCUCCCAGGAGCCCUACUUUGAUGGUGUCUCCGAGCGGGCGAACGAGAGUGCCAGGAGCUGGUGGCUCGCAGGUGUGUGCGACCUGGGGCAAAAGGUCCGGCCCACGAGAGAGCGGAAGAAGCGUCUUUCCACGAAAAGGCCUCUUCCCUGAGCUGCUGCUCCGAGCCGCGAGCACCCAGCCGUUCCCAGAGUGUGUGACUUUGCCGAGGCCGGUCCAGUGUGGUGUGGGUGCACUCGGAGAAGGUGCCGCUGCUUCCAGCUGAGCUGCCCCGCGGAGGCCGCCCCCCGCGGGUUUUCCAGACCGGGGCCAAGUGGACCUUCGCGCUCCUGGGCCGCCUGCUGCUGGGCUGCAGCCGUCCCUCGUGGCGGCAGAGCGAGCCAAAGCAGAGGCCCCAUUACACCCUCUGUCGGAGUCUCUCCCCUUUGCAGGCUUCAGACAAACCAGGGCCGCGGUCCGCACGGCAGCUGUCGUUUCUGGCAGCGGGAGCCAGCCCGGAUGCCCACGGGACGCCGGGGCAGACACCAGCGGGCCGCCGUGUCUGGCCGAGGCAGGAGGAGAGGCAGGCCCGGUGGCGGCGGAGGCCCACCCCGUUCUCCCGGCUGGGAGCGGGCAGCGGGCUGGCCUAGCAGGCCGGCGGAGAAGCAGGCUGACGUGGGCCGGGAGCUCCCGAGGCAGCUGCUUGCUACUGGGGCGCUACCGGGGCGCUACCGGGGCGCUACCGGGGCCACGCCUCGUGGCCAGCUUCCUUGCGUGCGCUCUGUGACCUGUGACCAGCCCCCUCUCCUGCCAAGCUGGCCGCGGAGCCUGCUGUCCGGCUGUGGGACAGCGACAGCUUAGGACCCCACUGUCCCUCUGCUUAUAGAUUUCCCGCCAAUAAACCCCGUUUUAUAUCUCAUCGUGUAGAACUGGUAUGUGUGCCCACGUCCCUCGUGCAACAGCAGUCGGCCACCACGGAGCCACACGCACUGUGUCUCCGUGCCACGAGGUCGGGAGUUACGGAGCUUGGCUGGGCACCCCCAGAAGAGACCCCCACGCAGCAGGCAGCUCACCUGCCCCAAUGCCGGCUGGACCAAGAGCAGGGGGCGUCCUCUGGAGCGGCUGCUGAGAGCUCUGCCCCCGGCCUGCAGGGGGCGCUGCGGCCCCUGCUGGCCAUUGCCCUCAUUGCCCUGAAAGAGAGGCCUUGGUUCUCCGCGGCGGCCCCUCAUCCUGAGCCCCGUCUUUCUCAUGAACUGGGGCGAGCUUAAAAUGGAAGUGGCACCCCCAAGGACAGGGCAACCUCGACCCCCAAUUCAGACCCUGGCUUCCUUCCCAGGCGAGUGCGUGGCCCAUCCGCUGACCCGGUUACCGGCUCUGCAGGGCCCUAGCCUAGCAGCCUGGCCCGCAGUCAAGAAGACGGGCCGCGGACCGGCAGCCCACCUCUCAGGUGGGAGGCAGCUGUCUGCCGGAGGACCCCUGUGCUGACGGCCCUCAGCAUGGACGCUCUACGCAGGGGCUAUGUUUUGAGCAGUGCUCAUGGCCAUGAAGCCUGCCGCCCUGAGACAGUGAGCUGCCCACGGCCAAGGCCAGAGACACAGCCCUGUGGGAACAGAUAGGACACCCCAAUCCCGGGCCCAUCUUCGUGUCUCAAAUACGCAUGCCCAGAGAGAUGGCCACACCUGGAGGAGGGUCCGUGCCUCUACCCGCUGAGUCUCUGCUCAGCCCCACUGUGGAAGGGGCGCCCCACACGGCAUGAGGUGCUCCAGCGAGAAGCGCUGAGUCCCAACGGCUGUUACCCCUGCACGGCCUGCGGGAUCUGCUGUCUCUGCAGCCUCCCCAGCCGGCUCUGUGUGGGGUCAGUGACCUCCUCCAUCACACGUCCCGUGCCCCUCAGCUUGGCCGAGCUCCAGGAUGCAGCACAAGGAGGAUCACGGGGACGCAGGCUUCUCCUCAUCCUGGAUGUUCAUGCUGAUGACGGCCUGCAUGCUCUUCCUCUUCCCUGCUCCUGCUUUGACUUCAGAGGACCGAUGGAUGGCCCGCGUUGCUUGGACUGAGUAUGCUCACGUGGACAGGAGUUUUGACACCACCGUCACCUUGGGUGGCCCCCUGGCUGCUCCGGCUCCAGAAGCUUCCUCCCAUACGUCCACUUCCUCCACCAUUGCCUAGCCACAGAGAUGUCCCCUGCCCUGUCCUGUCACGGAGCGAAGUGCACGGGGGCCGGUCCUCAGAAGCUGGCCCCUCCGUGGCUGGAGAUGGAUCAGCAAGGCAGUGCCCUCCUCCUUCCCUGCUCCCGCUCUGCUGCUAGUGUCCCCCAAUAAACCCGAUUUUAUGAUGUCUGCACCACACGGAGCAGGUAGUGACAGUGAGCAACAAUUAUGAAGUUAUGUUUCAA
Messenger RNA from Mirounga angustirostris (Northern elephant seal), 5061 nucleotides. It is a transcript of the gene FLYWCH1, whose product is annotated as FLYWCH-type zinc finger 1. The transcript is spliced from 11 exons. The record is from RefSeq and is a predicted model, not a curated record. NCBI's taxonomy places the organism in Eukaryota, Metazoa, Chordata, Mammalia, Carnivora, Phocidae. Bases 546 to 2843 code for a protein of 765 amino acids.